AUGUCCUUUCUUCUCGCGCGUCUUCCGCUCCAAGGACUCCCUCGAAGAAGCUGGCAGGCUGAACGGGCUUCCGCUGAGCCUGAGAAGCCGACAUGGACGGACGCAAUGGCUCCGCACAGAGAUAGAGCCAGACGAGCCCUGGAUAUACCGUUCUUGUUGCUGCCCUUCAGGCCGACCUCUGAUCCCUCUGCGGCAAAGACCUUCAUACGCAACUUCUUCUCGCCCCCGCCAGAGCGGACGGACAGGCCGGGGCCGCUGCAGGGGAGCCAGCUCGCCCAGGAGCUGCGUCUCUCAGAGCCAAUGGUCCUGUGUAGUGUGAUGAAGUGGUGCUGGGCUAGACUGCCCGGUGGUGUUGUUACCUGGGAGGCCUACGAGCUCUUCAAAGUCGGCGAGAAUGAUGCCCAGUUUGCGAGAGACGCCUUUUCGACCUUCAUCCCCCUCAGCGUCGACUCGGAUGCUCGCACCAAGAUCAUCUUCGCCUUCUUCGACCUCAUGGCUGCCAUCGCGGCCCACGGUAAAUCCAAUGGCCUCGGAGGACGAAAGCUGUCCAGAUACGCUGGAUGGUGGGCCUUUGAGCACUCAGACACCGGCAAGGGCUUCGAGGCCAGCUACAAGACAUGGAACACAGCUGCGGAUGCCACAAGCCACCUGUUCUUUGCGUACCUGAGGUCGCAGGCCCCUGAUUCCCUGCGAGGCACCAACGGCAUCUCGACCCUCCCCCUUUCCUUGCAGAACCUCGUCCGCGCCACAGAGUACCCGCCAGAGACGCCCUCUUUGCUCCAGACGACCACCACAAAGGUCGUCAUGCUCGUGGACGUCGUCUCGCCCACCCCCUUUGCCCUCUUGCGCCGCGUCAGGAACUUCGAGUACCGCGCAAGUGACCAUGCCCUGCAGCAGUUCGCCAGCUACGAGGACCCCCAGGAUGCCCUGACCGAAGAGUGCAAGCGUGUCCUCUGCUGCAUCGCUACCACAAACCAGUCUGAGGUCUCCACUUCCGUCAAGGCCUCCACCAGCCUGCAGGACGCCUCCUGGUCUCGCUUCGAAGAUAUCGGCUUUGGAGGCGCCAUCGAAGACGACCUGGACGGAGACGGCAACAACAAGAAGACCAGCAGCACCCCCAUGGGACUCAGGUCUGCUCCCGAGUCUCGCACCGCUGACUUUGGCCGGCCUACCACUCCCUCCUGGGCUGACUUCCUCUCCUCUGGCUUCUCGGAGGAGAACGGUGCCAAGUCGCCCACCACUCUCCUGCUGCCCCCUGACAAGAUCCUGCCUCCCCUGCAGGCAGUCCGUGGCCAGUCCUCCCAGUCUCACAAGCGCGGAGGGCUCGAUGACGGUUCCAUGCUCGAUCCCGGUGAACUCGCCAGCAUCUCCACCCUCGACCUCGACGACUCCUUCUGGUGGGUUUGGGUCAGCAGUCUGUCAGGCGAAGAGUCCGCUGUCCGAAAGGCCGUCUUUGGCAGAUGCGCCUUGCUCGAAACCAUCAUCCCGGGGGGCAAGUGGCUCAUCCUCGAAGAGCAGAUCAAAGGAUCUGCCCCUGAACCAGACGCCAACGCCUACAUCGCGGAGAAGAAGACCUUCUUCGGCUUCAAGACCCGCAAGGGCAGACUCGGCAGAAGCAAGACCAGCGCGAAGAAAGUAGGCGGCCUCAUCGGAGAACAGUACAACAACGCCAACGGCACUGCUCCGUCCAGCAAAGCCAGCAUAGGACCCGACCAGCAUGCUCGUAUCCAGGCUGCUGCCGCUGCUCUCCAGCGCAAGAGACGGGAACAGGAACUCGAAGAAGCAAACAAGGAACGCGCAAGGUCCGAGAUGAACCAGACCUCCAAGACUAACUCUGUCCACACCCUACAGCCAGGCAUGAUAACAGAGAUGUCCCAGGCCAUGAAGUGGGCCAGCAACUACGACAAGAACAACAUCCGCAACGCUUACUUGGAGAACUCCCUUGCUGGAACCGGCAAGCCCGCUACAAGUCUCGACAUGGGAAGCCGGUCGAGAUCCUCUACAGACCAGAACAAGCCAGAGGUCCCACCCAAGCACGAGAGCUCGACUUCCAGCCGUGAUAUACCCUCUAUCCGGGAUCGUCUGCCCAGGUCUACCACUGCGUCACCUAGCCCGGACACUCCGCCAAAGCACGACAUGGCCAGCAGCAUCAACUUUGACAAGCCCACUCCUCCAACUCCCCCAGUUGCUGCCACUGUUACUUCUGCUACUACCACUGUUGCUAGUCCCGCCGCAUCUACUCCUGCUGCAUCUACGCCAGCAACGGCCUCGCCCAGCCCAACUCCAGCCCGCGUUGCAUCUCCAACCCCAGCAACAGAAGAGUCCGCGGCAGACGACAGGAAGGUAAAGAAGAAGCCAGGCAACGCCGGCCUGAAGGGCAUGUUCGGUGGCUCCAAGGCCGACCCCUCCGAAAAGGAGUCCGCCGUAGCUGCUGCCCGUGCUGCGCUCGAGGGCAGAUCAGCUCAGUCUCAGUCUCAAUCUCAAUCCCAGCAGCGCUCAGCCAACUCCUCGCCCGCUUCUUCUUCACGGAUCCCACAUACCCGCCGUCUAUCCGGUUUCGGCCUAAAGAAGUUCCAGGAAGAGAGCCAGAAGGCCAAACAAGCUGCCACCGUAGAGCGCAAGCCAGUCAAGCCUGUUGCUGCCGCCCCAGCUCCGGCCCCAGCUCCAGCUCCAGCUCCCGUACCCGUACCAGCUAAGGAACCUCGCGUCUCUCCUCCGCCACCAGAGAGCCAGCGUCCAACCGCCAACAUGGAGUCUACCCCCGUCUCCCCUGUUUCCCCCAUCGACAAGAAACCAGACACAGGCGCCUUCUCUUCCUUCUCCCACCAGAGCCCCAUAGUCGACCAGCCAGCCUUCUCGCCCAUCGAGACUCCCUCCCCCGUUGAACCCGAGCCAAAGGCCGCUCCAGUUACCGUUCCAGAGUCAAAGACUCUCAACGGCCAGGCUGAAAAGGAGCUUCCUGUCCGUACCCCUGAGCCGCAGCCACAGACGCAGCCACAGGCCGAUCCAGCGCCAGAGCCAGAGGCCGAGCCCGAAGUCCCUGCUCUAGACCGGUGGGCUCAGAUCCGCAAGAACGCCGCUCAGCGCGCCGCUGCCCCUGACGCUGCCGUCUCCGCUUCCCCGGCCCCUACCCCUGCGCCCGCUGCUGCUGCUGCUCCCGCUUCUGCGCCAAGGCAACCUACUCAGCAAGAAACGAUUGAAAUGCGAGCCGCACGCAUCAAGGCCCGAGUUGCCGAACUGACCAAGAACAUGGAAUCUUCUCGCGCCAACUAA
Nannizzia gypsea CBS 118893 is the source of this 3273-nucleotide messenger RNA. RefSeq lists its product as hypothetical. The record is from RefSeq and is a predicted model, not a curated record. The transcript is spliced from 6 exons. NCBI's taxonomy places the organism in Eukaryota, Fungi, Ascomycota, Eurotiomycetes, Onygenales, Arthrodermataceae. Bases 1 to 3273 code for a protein of 1090 amino acids.